AUGAGAACACCUUUGUGUGCAUCGGCGGGUCGCCGAUUAAUUCCUGGGGGGAAGAAUGUAGCCGGUGAGGUAGCAAUUGCUGCAACCAGCAGGCUCCUGGUGGGCUUCAGAAAGUGGUACUAUAAUACAUGCGGUUUCAACAAACUUGGUUUGAUGCGGGAUGAUACAAUCAAUGAGGACUUUGAUGUGAAAGAAGCCAUUCAUCGGCUCCCAGAACCAGUUUACAAUGACAGGAUGUUCUGCAUCAAGAGAGCUCUGGAUCUGUCAAUUAAGCAUCAGGUCCUUCCUAAGGACCAGUGGACUCAAUAUGAGGAGGAUUUGCGUUACCUUGAGCCCCAUCUCGUUGAGGAUAUCCGUGAAAGGAAGGAAAGAGAGGAGUGGCAGAUGAAGUAAAGUGAAUUUGAUGAGGUUAAAGAUCCUGUUUGUUGUGAUGUCUGGUGACUUGUAUUUAAGAGAAAAUGUAUAAGUUCCAAUACCUAUUAAAGUUUCCUUUGACAGAAGUCUAUAAAUACCUGUUGGUCUUUUCUAUAAUAUUUUUAAAACUUCAGUUGUUCUUUGCUUGGAUUUUGGUUACUUUUUAAAUAUCAAAAGUCAUGGCAACAUUUUCGUCCAGCCGUGUCAUAUUCCCAAAGGAUAUUAUAUAAGUAAUGUUACAGUGAAUUCUAAAGCAAAGGCAAUUUCUUUAUUUAUUAUUAUUCUAUAAAUGCACAAUAUACAUGAAAAUAACUCUUGCUUUUACAAGUAAUGGGUCAUAUAUCAUUACUGCAGUCUACUGUUCUUUAAAAACAAGAGAAAAUAAAUCACUAAAGACUCGUUAUACAGAAUAUAUUGCAAAGCCUUAAAUCAAUUAAUUCUUUCACGUUAAAAUUAUAUAUUAUACGUGCUUGUAAAUUAUUUGUAGAAGCUGAGUUCUUUGUUUCUAUAUUUUGCCCCAUCCAUCUUUACAAAGAUGCUUGCAUAAAUUAGUUUCUUCAACUUUGGGCAUGUCUCUUCACUGACACUCGUCGACUUGGUUAAGUACACUAACAUUAGAAAAAACUUUAUUGGGGCAAAAUUGUUUAGUGUGGUGGAAAUGAAGUAACUGAGUUCUGAAUGA
Molecule: messenger RNA, 1096 nt
Organism: Xyrauchen texanus (razorback sucker)
Lineage: Eukaryota; Metazoa; Chordata; Actinopteri; Cypriniformes; Catostomidae
Product: cytochrome b-c1 complex subunit 7-like
Exons: 4
Coding region: 1-393 (130 amino acids)
Biological process (GO): mitochondrial electron transport, ubiquinol to cytochrome c
Source: RefSeq, a predicted model, not a curated record